Peronospora belbahrii is the source of this 954-nucleotide messenger RNA. The record is from the annotation of a GenBank genome assembly. NCBI's taxonomy places the organism in Eukaryota, Oomycota, Peronosporomycetes, Peronosporales, Peronosporaceae.
AUGGUCCCAUUUUCACUCGGACACUUGAUUGGUGCAAUCCUCGGUCUGUGGUUCAAAUUCCACACGCAAUGGCCAGUACUUCGUCAUGUGUUUGAUUUUCGAAUGCCACAAUGGCAAUGUGUCACCACAUUUCACGAGAUUCUAUCACCUCAUGGCCGGAUCAAUCGGUCCACUGAUCUUGCAGUAUUUGAUAUUCUUCCUCGUGAACGAAUGAAACGCAAUGCUCAGUUAAUCCACAUGGACAAGAUCUUUCUCCUUUCAGUCGUCACAUCCAGUCAUGUCACAAUUCCACGCGUUGAAAUUACUCUCAUCCUACUUGUCCUGGUCUUCAUCAUUACUGCUGUCAUUGGGUUUACCAGAGGUCACACUGCAGUGGCAUGCUUUUCACUUGUCUGCUCCAUAAAAACCCUUUUACGUUUACGACGACAACUUCAAAACCUGGACUUUGCCUCGAUUCCAUCAUUAUAUGCUCUAUUGCUUGUCAUGCGCCGCCAUGUUCACAUGCUCCACAUGAUUUUUGACGGAUUUGAUCGGGAAGUAUGGCAUGAAAAUGACGGAGCAGUGAACCUUUACUCAAUGCAACAACCUUGGACGUCAGCGCUUGAUAAACCAUUCAAAACAUUUGCUCAAGGUGACAUAGAGUUGACAACAUCACCAUCUCUCUCAACCCUCUUGGAACCAGCGCAACGUGCUGCAGUUUCCGUGACAGAAUCCGUACGUUUGCUCAGUACUCCAAGGUUUGAGGAAAAAGGGAUGAACGUCAAAGCAGAAAGUCAAAGACUAGAUCUUGAUCCAACGGAACCGGCCAAUUUUUCACAGUUGCGACGUGGACAAUGGUAUCGUCACCGAGUCAACAAGAAUCACAUGGCUGGGACGCAUUUUGACAGUGAUUCACCGGCAUUAUUCCAGCGGCUUUUUCGAGUCAUGGCAAACCAUUUUGAAACCGCUCCCUGA